Phytophthora sojae is the source of this 1278-nucleotide messenger RNA. RefSeq lists its product as hypothetical. Gene Ontology annotation, molecular function: cyclin-dependent protein serine/threonine kinase regulator activity. The coding region runs from base 1 to 1278 and encodes 425 amino acids. NCBI's taxonomy places the organism in Eukaryota, Oomycota, Peronosporomycetes, Peronosporales, Peronosporaceae. The record is from RefSeq and is a predicted model, not a curated record. Gene Ontology annotation, biological process: regulation of transcription by RNA polymerase II. The transcript has a single exon. Gene Ontology annotation, cellular component: nucleus.
AUGACGCGAGCUGUGCCCGUGCGCGUGGUGCUGCCGGCGUCCGUGCUGGCGCGCUCGCCCUCGCGCGCGGACGGCGUGAGCGCCGAGACCGAGCGCCUGCACCGCGCGUUCGGCUGCGAGCUGAUCCAGGAGGCGGGCGUGCUGCUGCGGCUGCCGCAGGUGGCGCUGGCCACGGCGCAGACGCUGCUGCAGCGCUUCUACUACCGCAAGUCGCUGCGCCAGUUUGACGCCUUCCGCGUGGCCGUGAGCUGCCUCUUCCUGGCCGCCAAGGUGGAGGAGAAGCCCAAGCGCAUCCGCGACGUGCUGUCCGUGUUCUACGCCAUGCUGCGGCGCCGCAAGUGGCGGCGCACCACCGUCGCGCAGCAGCUCGUGGACCUGGAGGGCGCCACGUUCGCGCAGUGGCGCAUGUGGCUCAUCAUGGUGGAGCGCCAGGUGCUCAUCGACCUGGGCUUCAGCGUCUACAACGUGGCGCAGCACCCGCACAAGUUCGUGCUCUACUACGUCAAGGUGCUGGACGGCAGCCCACAGCUGGCGCAGCAGGCCUGGGGCUACAUCAACGACAGCCUGCGCGCGGACCUGUGCGUGCGCUACAGCGCGCAGGUCAUCGCGUGCGCCGCCAUCUUCCUGGCCAGCAGGUUCCAGCGCGUCGCGCUGCCCGAGCGCCCGCCCUGGUACCAGCUCUUCGACGUGGACCAGGCGCAGCUCUACGCGGUCAGUGUAGCCAUCAUGGAGCUCUACAAGCAGCCCAAGAUCGAGUGGCUCGAGCCGCUGACGGAGACGAAUCCGUUCGCGGUGGACGACCAUCCGCUCGAGGAGGAGCAGGAGGGGGAGCCCAAGGCUGUGGACACGAAGGGAGAGGCCGAGAUGGAGGUCUCGCCCCAGGAACCGUCGUCUUUUGCGAGUGCAGAGGCAGAGGCUGCAGCUUCGACGCCUGCUGCGGAGAAUACCGGUACUUCUCAGGAGGUUAAGGAAGCCUCUACGUCAUCGGCAGCAGUGGAAGGCUCUGAACGAAGAAGUCGCUGGGACGACGCGAAGACCAAGACUCAACGAGCGCGAAGUCGCAGCCCGGAGGCGCUCUCUCGCUGUCUCUCAAGAGAGAGGGAUCACAGAAGACGCGACACUUCUCGUAGAGAAAGAGAGCGAUCGCGGGGCUAUCGACGACGUAGUCGGAGUCGAUCGGCGGAUCGAUCGAGGAGCAGUCGAAGUCGGAGACGCCGCAGUCGCAGCUACAGUCGUAGUCGAAGUCGCAGCCACGAUCGCCAUAGACGGCGGAACUGA